AUGUAAUAAAGAGCACGUUCUCUAAUUGCAAGACAAUAUUACAAAAAUAAAUAUGGUCCAUAAUUGAUUGAAGAUGAUAAUGUAUUGGAUGUAUAAAUAGGAGAUGAUAAUACGUAUAGAUAGAAAUUAUAAUAUAUUUUUAGGUUAUAAGCAAGAUAAGGUUUAGUAAUUACUAUAAAUUCAGAUGAUGAAUAACCUAAAUAAAAACCAUCUUUACCAAACCUUUCAGAAACAGUUGUUAAAAAAUAAGAAUGUGCAUUAUAAAAAUUUGAAGACCGAAACAGCACUUCAUAAUUAUAACUUACUCUACAAUAGUAAUUAUAAACACAAACUGAUAUUUACAAAUCAUAGCAAGUAAGUAGUAAUCUUGAUAGUAUAUCAUAAUUGUAAAAGUCACUUUCCUAAAUUAAAAUAUAAUAACCAUAGAGUAUUAGUAAUCCACCAGUGUUUUAACCACCUUAAAAAAUACCUUAAAUUAAAUAAUAACAAUAAUAAUAAUAAUAAUCUAAAUAACCACUUACUAAAGGAAUUGGUGAUUAAAACUAAAAAAAUAAUGAAAAACCAAAAUAAAGAGUUAUUUCAAUUCCUGAUUAGAUAUAAACUAAAAUGAAUAUAGAAUCUGAUGAAGAAGAAAUAUAAAUAAAUAAGAUGCCUAGAAAAUAAAUUAGAACUAAUGAAGAUGAAACUCUACCUUCAAUUCAUUUUAAAAAGAAAUAAGACUUCUUUUCUUAAUUGAAAUAGAAAGUAUUUAUUAUUAUUAAUUAUAAUCAUAGAUAACAUAACCAUUAGAUGAAAAUACUGCAUUAUAAAUAUAAUACAAAUAUAAAUAAAGAGAUGAUUAUUCUCCAGAAUUAGAAUAGCCAUAAAAUGUUGCACCUGUUUCUUAUUAAGAUUUCAUAGCAAUGAAAAAUAGAGAGAUUAAUGCUGCUAAAUAAAGAAAAUAAGAUGAAGAAUAUAGAAAAUAAUUAAUUUAAUAAAAAAAAUAAGAAAAAGUAGCUCCAGAAAAAUUAAGAGAAGGAGAGACAUUACAAUAAUAUUAAUAGAGAAUGAUAGAAUAUUUACAAAAAUAAAAUAAAUAUAAGAAUAAAAAGAAGUAUAAGAGAGGAACUGAUUUAGAUAAUAAAAAAACAGCAGAAGAAAAGUAAAAGAUUAGUGAAUUAAUGAAAAUGAUUGAUCCUAAUUUUUAAUAAGAAGAUAUAGAAGAAAGACCAAUUAAACCAGAUUUAUUAAAUUAUGAUGUUCUAUUAAAAAAUGGAUUAGUAUUAAAAUAAGCCUUUGUAAAACCACCAGAACCAGAUAUUAAUCCUAUGCUUAAUGUUUAUAAAAGAGGAAGAUAUGCAACUGAAUUUAUUUUUAGUGGUGGAAUUGAUUUAGAUGAUGGUCCUUAUGGAUAAUAAACAAGAAAAAAACCUAAAAAAUUACCAUUUCCUAAACAUAGACUUAGUUUAUCUCCAUGGGAAUAUUAUGGUGUAGGACCUGAAGAAUAUUUUGCAACUAGAAAUCCUAAUUUUGAAUUCAAAUAAAAAUAUGUUCCUGUUAAAGAUUAUUAUAAUGAAAUGCCAAGACCUAAAUAAAAUCCUAAAUAUUUUAGUUAUGAUGUUGAUUAAUUACUAGCUAAAAGAUAUUAAUCUAUUCAUUUAGAAUAUUAAUAUCAAACUUCAUUUAUUGGAUAUAAAUAAAGACAUUGGACACCUGUAUCUCAUUUAAAAGCUGUUUGUCCUAAUUUAGUAUUAGAAUAUGAAAAAUAUGAAAGAGAUAGAUUAUUUUGUUAUAUUGUAUGUGCUAAAGUUUCGAAAUAUUAACUUAUUGAAACUGUUGGAAUCCUUACUUCUAAAUAUACUAAAAAUAAAAUUGAAAAUUUAGUUAUGACUUAUUGGAAGGGAGAUUCUAAAGGAGAAAAAAAAACUAUUUCUAAUUUAGAAAAAUAAAUACCUUAAGAAUAAAUUAAAUAAACUGAUGAAAUGGAACUUUUUAAAGAUGAUGAAGAUGACGAAAAUGAAAAGAAAAAAAAAAUUAGUAAAGAAUAAAGACAUUUAGAAGAUGAAUGGGAUCCAACUAAAGAUGAAGCUACUGAAAGAGGUAGAAGAAAUAAAUUAAGAAAAGAAAAAUUUUAAAGAAUUGCAGAAGAAUUAAAAUUAAAAUAAUAAAUUUAACCAGAAAAAAAUUAAAAAAAAUAGAAAAAAAAUAAUGAUAAUGAUGAUAAUAAUAAUAAUAAUAUAGAAGUAGAAAAUUAACCAAAUGAAUCUAAAAAAUAAUAAAAAAAAUAAAAAAGAAAUAAAAAAAAGAAAUAAGAAUAAUCUAAAUAAUAAAUUGAAUAAGAAGCAAAUUAAUUUGAAUAAUAAUUUUAAAAAGAAUAAUAAAAUGAUAAUGAAGUACCUUCAAAAUAAGAAAGUGAGGAAUAAGUAUUUUAUGAUAAUGAAGAUCUAGUUUUUAAAGCCAAAAUGAUUGAAUUAAAUUAAAAAAGAUUCAAUUUCACUGGAACAGAUGUAGAUCUAUAAGAAAGCAUGAAAUUAGUUUUUCCAAGCAAUCAAUAAUAAAAAUUAGAUCCUGAAAGAUAUAAAUAAUUUAUGUAGAAAUGA
Paramecium sonneborni is the source of this 2579-nucleotide messenger RNA. Lineage: Eukaryota; Ciliophora; Oligohymenophorea; Peniculida; Parameciidae. The record is from the annotation of a GenBank genome assembly.